GGGGAUUUGGGAUUGUUCUGGGGAGGUUUUGGGGACGCCCUGACGCCCCCCAAGCCGUGCCACCAGCCUGGAGCUGCCCAUGGCCAUGCGCUUCCGGCACCUCAAGAGAACGGCCAAGGAGGCGGUGGGCGUCUACCGCUCGGCCAUCCACGGGAGGGGCUUGUUCUGCAAGAGGAACAUCGAGGCAGGGGAGAUGGUGAUAGAAUAUUCCGGAAUCGUCGUGCGCUCCGUGCUCACCGACAAGCGGGAGAAGUUCUACGACAGCAAGGGCAUCGGCUGCUACAUGUUCCGCAUCGACGAGGCCGAGGUGGUGGACGCCACCAUGCACGGCAGCGCCGCGCGCUUCAUCAACCACUCGUGCGAGCCCAACUGCUACUCGCGCGUCAUCCACGUGGAGGGCCACAAGCGCAUCGUCAUCUUCGCGCUGCGCCGCAUCCUGCGCGGCGAGGAGCUCACCUACGACUACAAGUUCCCCAUUGAGGAGCCGGCGGCCAAGCUGCCCUGCAACUGCGGCGCCCGGCGCUGUCGGCGCUUCCUCAACUGAGCCGGGGAGGGGCUCCGGGGGGUCCCCGGGGGUGCUGGGAUGGAGGUGUGGGAGGAUGGAGAGGUUCUGGAGGUGGUUGGAGACGACUGGGAGUUGGUGGGGGUGGUUUGGAGAAGGUUGUGGAGGUGUUGUGGUCAACCAAGAGUGGUGGUGGUCGACCGGGAACCGUGGGGGUCAAUCAAGAGCCAUAAGGGGUCAAUCAAGAGUCAUGGAGGUCAACCAAGGGUUGUGGUGGUCAACCGAGAAUCAUGGUGGUCAAGGGAGAAUCAUGGUGGUCAAUCAAGAGCCAUAAGGGGUCAGUCAAGAGUCAUGGAGGUCAACCAAGAGUUGUGGUGGUCAACCAAGAAUUGUGGAGGUGAACCAAGAGUUGUGAUGGACAGCCAGGAGUUGUGGUGGUCAACACAGGUUUGUGUGGUCAACCAAGGAUCAUGGUGGUCAAUCGGGAGCCAUAGGGGUCAACCAAGAAUCAUGGCAGUCAACCAAGAGUCAUGGAGGCCAACUAAGAAUCAUGGUGAUCAACCAAGAGUCGUGGUGGUCAACCAAGACUCCG
Messenger RNA from Pyrgilauda ruficollis (rufous-necked snowfinch), 1094 nucleotides. RefSeq names its product histone-lysine N-methyltransferase 2B-like. NCBI's taxonomy places the organism in Eukaryota, Metazoa, Chordata, Aves, Passeriformes, Passeridae. Gene Ontology annotation, biological process: positive regulation of DNA-templated transcription. Gene Ontology annotation, cellular component: histone methyltransferase complex. The transcript has 3 exons. Gene Ontology annotation, molecular function: protein binding; histone H3K4 methyltransferase activity. The coding region runs from base 80 to 544 and encodes 154 amino acids. The record is from RefSeq and is a predicted model, not a curated record.